Molecule: messenger RNA, 1089 nt
Organism: Bathycoccus prasinos
Lineage: Eukaryota; Viridiplantae; Chlorophyta; Mamiellophyceae; Mamiellales; Bathycoccaceae
Exons: 1
Coding region: 1-1089 (362 amino acids)
Biological process (GO): P-body assembly; cytoplasmic stress granule assembly
Cellular component (GO): cytoplasmic stress granule; P-body
Molecular function (GO): ATP binding; mRNA binding
Source: RefSeq, a predicted model, not a curated record
AUGGGCAUUUUCGAGAAAGGCUUCGAAAGACCUUCGCCGAUUCAAGAAGAGUCGAUUCCGAUCGCGUUAACUGGGAGAGAUAUUUUAGCGAGAGCGAAGAACGGGACGGGUAAAACCGCGGCGUUUACGAUUCCAAUUUUGGAAAAGACGGAUGCUACAAAGAAUAUCAUCCAAGCGGUUAUUUUGGUCCCUACGAGAGAAUUGGCGUUGCAAACCGCGCAGGUGUGCAAAGAACUCGGGAAGCACUUGGGGACGCAAGUCAUGGUGACGACGGGUGGUACCUCUUUGAAGGACGACAUUAUGCGUUUGCACCAAACGGUGCACGUCGUCGUGGCGACGCCGGGUCGUUUGGUCGAUUUGGCCGGGAAAGGCGUCGCGAAGUUAUCCAACGUCACGAUGUUGGCCAUGGAUGAAGCCGAUAAGUUGUUGGCGCCGGAGUUUGAACCAGUCAUCGCGCAAGUUAUUGAUUUCUGCGCGAAGAACCGACAAAUUUUGUUGUACUCGGCGACGUUUCCGGUUACAGUCAAAUCGUUCAAAGACAAGUGGCUCAGAAAGCCUUACGUCAUUAACUUGAUGGAAGAGUUGACCUUGAAAGGUAUCACGCAAUACUACGCCUUUGUGGAAGAGAGACAGAAAGUGCACUGCUUGAACACGUUGUUUUCGAAGUUACAAAUCAAUCAGUCGAUGAUUUUUUGCAACUCUGUGAACAGAGUUGAACUGCUCGCGAGGAAAAUUACCGAGCUUGGCUAUUCGUGCUUUUACAUCCACGCGAAAAUGCAACAAGGCGACCGGAACAAAGUCUUCCACGAUUUCAGAGCUGGAUCGUGCAGAAACUUGGUCUCCUCGGAUUUGUUCACGCGAGGUAUCGACAUUCAAUCCGUGAACGUCGUCAUCAACUUUGAUUUUCCGAAAUCUGGCGAGACGUAUUUGCACAGAGUCGGUAGAUCCGGGCGAUUCGGUCACUUGGGUAUCGCCGUGAACCUGGUGACAUACGAAGAUCGCUUCAACUUGUUCAGAAUUGAGCAAGAGUUAGGGACGGAGAUUCAACAAAUCCCGCAGAACAUCGAUCCUGCAAAGUAUUGUCGAUAA